Carlito syrichta (Philippine tarsier) is the source of this 1215-nucleotide messenger RNA. RefSeq names its product ZW10 interactor. Gene Ontology annotation, biological process: mitotic cell cycle checkpoint signaling; establishment of localization in cell; mitotic sister chromatid segregation. NCBI's taxonomy places the organism in Eukaryota, Metazoa, Chordata, Mammalia, Primates, Tarsiidae. The transcript has 10 exons. The annotation marks the transcript as partial. Gene Ontology annotation, cellular component: cytosol; dendrite; nuclear body. The record is from RefSeq and is a predicted model, not a curated record.
UAGGGCCUUGUGGGAAGGUAGUUGAUCGCGGCGACUGGAAGGAUGCAGGCCGCUGAGUCUGAGGUGGAAGCAACAGCCCUGGAGGUCCUGGCUGAGGUGGAAGGCAUCCUGGAGCCUAUAGGCCUACAGGAGGAGGCAGAACUGCCAGCUAAGAUCCUGACUGAGUAUGUGAUGGACUCCCAGAAGAAAGAUAGGCUGCUCUGUAGCCAGCUUCAGGUAGUGGACUUCUUGCAGAACUUUCUGGCUCAGGAAGAUACUGCCCAGGGCUUGGACCCCUUGGCUUCUGAAGACACAAGCCGACAGAAGGCAAUUGCAGCUAAAGAACAAUGGAAAGAUCUGAAAUCCACUUACUGGGAGCACGUGGAAGCCAUCAAAAGUGCCCUGACCCAGGUCCUGAUGAAAACAGAAGAGGCCCAAAGGAAGCAGACACAGCUCAAAGAAGUCCUUGAGCAGCUUCAGGCCAAGAAGCAAAUGGCCAUGGAGAAACUCAGAGCAGCCCAGAAGAAAUGGCAGCUGCAACAGGAGAAGCAUCAGCAGCGUCUGGCAGAGGUUUUGGCAGAGGUGAGGGAGCGUCAGACAGGAACUCAGCAGAAGCUUGAGCAUCUGCAUCAGGAACUUGGAACCCUGAAGCAGCAGGCAGGACAGGAGCAGGAGAAGCUGCAGAGGCACCAGAUCUUCCUCCGGCUGCUGUAUACCCUGCAGGACAAGGCAGAGGCGGAGUUACAACAGGAGCUGGAUCUCCCUGAGGAUAAACCACAGCACUUGAUACAACCCCAGAAGCAGACAGAGGACACCAUGGGGAGAGACAAUGGUGUGUCCGCCAAGGUGAAUGAGAGGUGGGACAGAUGGGCAGACAGGCCUCACCUCUUUCAAGCACAAGGUGAAAGGACCAGAGAACUGUUUGGUCAGCUAAAAAGGGUAGCGACUCGAGAUGGGGCUGGGUGCUUCAGCCCAGGCGGGGGCCACAGCUUUGAGGUGUGGGCAAUGGGGACCCCCGCAGGGCAGCAGCUCCGGGUGGGACUGGAUGCUUCAGCCCUGGUGGGGGUCCUGAGCCCCGAGGCACGGGCCUGGCAGUAUCCAGGGUCUCCACAGACGGCCGUGGCUUGGGACCCGGUGAGGCGGUGUAGCAAGGGAGGGAGGUGGGAGCUCCACGUGGUCUGGGCCCCCGGACGCCGGACCAGUGCGGCUGGAGGGCGUCGAGGGAUGGGGGAUGGG